Engraulis encrasicolus (European anchovy) is the source of this 1389-nucleotide messenger RNA. RefSeq names its product ubiquitin-conjugating enzyme E2 E2-like. Gene Ontology annotation, molecular function: ubiquitin conjugating enzyme activity. The transcript has 6 exons. Gene Ontology annotation, biological process: protein K48-linked ubiquitination. The record is from RefSeq and is a predicted model, not a curated record. Gene Ontology annotation, cellular component: nucleus. The coding region runs from base 138 to 794 and encodes 218 amino acids. NCBI's taxonomy places the organism in Eukaryota, Metazoa, Chordata, Actinopteri, Clupeiformes, Engraulidae.
GCUUCAUUGCUCGGAGAAAUCAACACGAGAGAUCGAGAGAGAGCGAGUUACAGCGAGCGGACCUGCAGUCAUAGCUGAGCAUAUCUUUCGCAGUUCAUCUCUGAGAUUUGACAUAGCUGUCGCCAGCUCUUGACAGGAUGUCCAGUGAGGUGCAACAGAGGCUGGACGACAGCCCCAACGGCAGCGGAGGAGGCAGCUCGGACGCAGAGCAGAGGGAGUCAGCCCCCGCCGAGCAGCCUGGAGAGAGGGAUAGAGAGAGGGAGAGGGAGAGGGAGAGGGGAGAGAGGGAUCAGUCCCAGCCGAAGAAGAAGGAGGCCAAGAUCUCCAGCAAGACGGCUGCCAAACUCUCCACCAGUGCCAAGAGGAUCCAGAAGGAGCUGGCGGAGAUCACUCUGGACCCUCCACCCAACUGCAGUGCUGGCCCUAAAGGUGAUAACAUGUAUGAGUGGAGGUCCACCAUUUUGGGGCCUCCAGGCUCCGUGUACGAGGGAGGUGUUUUCUUCCUGGACAUCGCCUUCACUCCAGACUACCCCUUCAAACCUCCAAAGGUGACGUUCCGUACGCGUAUCUACCACUGCAACAUCAACAGUCAGGGUGUGAUCUGUCUGGACAUCCUGAAGGACAACUGGAGUCCAGCGUUGACCAUCUCCAAGGUCCUGCUGUCCAUCUGCUCCCUACUCACAGACUGCAACCCUGCGGACCCCUUGGUGGGGAGCAUCGCCACACAGUACCUAACCAACAGAGUGGAACACGACAGGAUAGCCAAGCAGUGGACCAAGCGCUACGCCACAUAGACUGCCUGACAACCCCCCAAAUGCCCCCCCUAGCUGAAGCACCCCCACCCCACCCCACCCCCAGACCCCCAUCUGACACAGGACCUGUCAAGCACCCCUGCUCCCGAAAUGUCCAGACCUUGUGUUCCCUACUUCCAAACUGCCCUUAGGACCCCCUACCCACCAACACGCCUCUGCAGAACACCCAAGGACACCCCAGCCCUACUCAGUGGCCAAUGCCCAACCCUCUCCAAUCCCAAUCCCCCCCGCCACCCGACCCAACACCUACUCCUGUUGUUCACCCUUAUGUGACAAAAAAAAAGAAAAAAAUCUUUUUGUUCCUUGUUGACUUGAACGCUUUUUUAUACAGUGUAUAUGUAUACAAAGAGUAGAUUGGGAUUGUAUUUUCCAAUACACUGAAUGUUGGUAAGGUCAUAAAAAGCUUUAUUAUUAUUAUUGCUGUUGUUGCUGUUAUUGUUAUAACUAUUAUAAUUGUUGUUAUGAUUAUCAUUAUGACAUAAUGUAAUAUUGUCAUCUGUGUGUGUGUGUGUGUGUGUGUGUGUGUGUGGGUGUGUGUGUGUGUGUGUGUGUGUGUGUGUGUGUGUGUGUGUGUGUG